AUGUCCUGCUUGUCAAGUCCCUGCGCUGUUGAUGGUGCUGCCGGAUCCACCUUCCUUAGCCUGGUCACCCACCUGCUGACCACGCAGUGUCUGAUCUCCGAGGACUGGCCGAAAGACCAGAGGCAUCGGGUAUCAGAUGGCGACUCAUUCGACUUCAUCGUGGUUGGCGCGGGGACUGCCGGUUCGCUGCUGGCCAGCCGCCUCACCGAGCUCGAGGAGUGGAAGGUGCUACUGGUGGAGGCAGGAGGGGACCCGCCCUUGGAGAGCAUUAUACCGAAUUUCUCCGGCGACACGCACAGAAGUGAUCAAGUUUGGCAGUACCAUACUGAGGUGGACAACACGACCAACAGGGGCUGCGCAGACGGCAGGUCGUUCUGGCCUCGUGGCAGAAUGAUCGGAGGCACGGGAUCCAUCAACGGAAUGCUGCACAUGAAAGGAAGUCCAGGGGACUACGAAGCAUGGCGUCUACAAGACGAGAGUUGGGAUUGGCAGAACAUCCAAAAGUAUUUCAAGAAAAGCGAGCGAAUGAUGGAUCCGUACAUCCUAAAUAAUCCAGAGCUAGUUAAUAAUCACGGCACGGAAGGAGAGUUUAUCAUAAAUGAACUGAAUUUUACUCAUACAAACAUACUGCACAUGUUAGAGGAGUCGUACAAAGAACUGGGUCUCAAAUAUUUAGAUGAUUUGAAUGGACCUACCCAAAUUGGAUUUGGAAAGCUCCGAGGAGGGAUUCAUGAAGGAAAGAGAGUGAGUACAGCGACAGCUUUCUUAAAUCCAAUUAAAGAGAGAAACAAUUUGUACAUUUUAAAGAAUGCAUUCGCUAGUAAAAUAAUUUUCAGAGAAUCCACUGUUAUAGGAGUGGAAGUCGUAUUGGAAGAUAAAACAAAGGCUACAUUUUUUGUUUCAAAAGAAGUUAUCAUAAGUGCUGGAACUAUUAACACUCCUGUCUUAUUAAUGCAAUCAGGUAUUGGGCCUAAAGAGCAUUUAGAAGAAAUUGAUAUUGAUGUAAUAUCUGAUUUGAAAGUUGGUGAAAACUUGCAAGAUCAUGUGAGAAUACCGGUACCUGUUACUUUUGAUACAGGCGCCGAAUCAGAAGAUGAAAUGUACUGGCAUAAAGCUACAGCCAAGUAUUUGUUAGAGAGAAGCGGUCCUCUAUCUAAGAAUUACCACCAACCCAAUAUAAACGCAUUUCUAUCUGCUCCAGAUGGCAAAGCGAUGCCUGAUGUUCAAAUCGACCACAACUAUUUCGUUCCUAACACGACCUACCUCUUCUCCAUCUGUACUAAAAUAAUGUCAAUGGACGAUGAAAUCUGCAGACAAAUCGAAUCCAUGAACGCCGAAAGAGAGCUAAUAAUAUUCUUCGUGUCACUUUGCAGACCACACUCCAGGGGGAAAAUUCUGCUACGUUCCACCAAUCCUUUUGACCAUCCGAAGAUAUUUUCGAAAUACUUCAGCGAUAGAAGAGAUAUGGACACUUUUAUUGAGAACCUAAAGCGGGUCUCGGAGAUCACAAAUACAGAAAGUUUUAGGAAAGUCGACGCUCGGUUGGAACGGAUAUAUUUCAAGGACUGCGAUGGAUACGACUUCAAAAGUGACGAUUACUGGGAGUGCAUGGCUAGAACUGUCACCUACAACGUAUACCAUCCUGUAGGGACGGCUAAGAUGGGAAGACGCGAUGAUGCCGAUGCUGUAGUGGAUCCCCGGCUGAGGAUGCUCGGUGUGGAGGGUCUGAGGGUGGUGGACGCGAGCGUCAUGCCAACCAUACCGAGCGUGAACACCAACGCGGCGGUGAUGAUGAUCGCCGAGCGCGCAGCUUACUUCAUAAAGUCCAGCUAUAUUAAAGCAGUAAAUGACGAGUUAUAACUUAUAGUAAUUUCCGAAGUUGGAUAUUAUUUUUUUAC
Messenger RNA from Aricia agestis (brown argus), 1898 nucleotides. Its product is annotated as glucose dehydrogenase [FAD, quinone]-like. Bases 1 to 1860 code for a protein of 619 amino acids. The transcript has 3 exons. Gene Ontology annotation, molecular function: ecdysone oxidase activity; flavin adenine dinucleotide binding. The record is from RefSeq and is a predicted model, not a curated record. NCBI's taxonomy places the organism in Eukaryota, Metazoa, Arthropoda, Insecta, Lepidoptera, Lycaenidae.